Gavialis gangeticus (Gharial) is the source of this 1701-nucleotide messenger RNA. It is a transcript of the gene GPR37, whose product is annotated as G protein-coupled receptor 37. Bases 1 to 1221 code for a protein of 406 amino acids. The transcript is spliced from 4 exons. Gene Ontology annotation, cellular component: signaling receptor complex; plasma membrane. NCBI's taxonomy places the organism in Eukaryota, Metazoa, Chordata, Crocodylia, Gavialidae. The record is from RefSeq and is a predicted model, not a curated record. Gene Ontology annotation, molecular function: G protein-coupled peptide receptor activity; prosaposin receptor activity. Gene Ontology annotation, biological process: adenylate cyclase-inhibiting G protein-coupled receptor signaling pathway; positive regulation of MAPK cascade.
AUGGCGCCAGUUGCCAAUGAUCCCAAGUCACCGCCCAAGCAGGAGACAAGGAGAGUCGCUUCCCCUUGGGGAGCUUCGGAUGCAGAUUUGCUCAACGGCGGGGCGCGGCGAGCCCGGCUCAGGAACCCCUUCUACCCGCUCAGCCCGGAGUCGUACGGCGCCUACGCCGUCAUGUGCCUGUCCGUGGUCAUCUUCGGCACCGGGAUCCUGGGCAACAUGGCCGUGAUGUGCAUCGUGUGCCACAACUACUACAUGCGCAGCAUCUCCAACUCCCUGCUGGCCAACCUGGCCUUCUGGGACUUCCUCGUGCUCUUCUUCUGCCUCCCGCUCGUCAUCUUCCAGGAGCUCACCAAGAAGUGGCUGCUGGAGGACUUCUCCUGCAAGCUAGUUCAGUUUUUUGAGGUAGCCUCUCUGGGAGUCACUACAUUCACACUGUGUGCCCUAUGUAUAGACCGAUUUCGGGCUGCCACUAAUGUACAGAUGUACUAUGAGAUGAUUGAAAACUGCACAUCAACUACUGCCAAACUAGCUGUUAUAUGGGUUGGUGCUUUGCUUUUGGCACUUCCGGAGGUAGUGCUACGUCAGUUGAUAAAGGAAGACCCUGAAUUUAGUGGCACUCUGCCAGGGGAGCGAUGCGUGGUAAAGAUUUCUACUGAAUUACCUGAUACCAUUUAUGUAUUAGCUCUCACAUAUGAUGGUGCAAGACUCUGGUGGUAUUUUGGCUGUUACUUCUGCUUACCUACCCUCUUCACUAUUACCUGCUCCCUAGUAACAGCAAGAAAAAUCAGAAGAGCAGAGAAGGCAUGUACAAGAGGCAACAAGCGACAGAUUCAACUGGAAAGUCAGAUGAACUGCACCGUGGUGGCUUUGACCAUUUUAUAUGGGUUUUGCAUCAUUCCUGAAAAUAUCUGCAACAUUGUGACUGCCUACAUGUCCACAGGGGUCUCUCAGCAGACUAUGGAUCUCCUCCAUCUCAUCAGUCAAUUUCUUUUGUUCUUUAAGUCAUGUGUUACCCCAGUCCUCCUCUUCUGUCUUUGCAAGCCUUUCAGCCGGGCCUUUAUGGAGUGUUGUUGUUGUUGCUGUGAAGAAUGCAUCCAGAAGUCUUCAACGGUGACGAGUGAUGACAAUGACAAUGAGUACACCACAGAACUUGAACUAUCCCCUUUUAGUACCAUCCGCAGAGAAAUGUCAACCUUUGCUUCUGUUGGGACUCACUGCUAACUAACUUUAUGGCUUUAUUUUUAGUAUUUUUCUUUAUUUUAUUUUUAACAUCAUAUUUUCCUUGUUGAAAUAAAAUACAAGAAAAAAUCUUGAUUGUAAGAACUGCCCUGCAGGCCAAUUCCCAUACUAACAGUUGUGCUUUGGAAAAUAAUUUCUGUUUUAGUUAUCAAAAUAAGAGAAAAAGAGCCGGCGUGGGUUUUUAAAAGCGUUAAAUUGGUCUGGUGCUAGUCUUUUCCUGUUUGGGGAUGAAGAAAUCAUGUCACUCCAUCUGAUUUAAUUUCUUGUUAGUUUAUUUGAUAAUCACUGUAACUUGAUUGCAUAGAUGCAUUUGUGGGUUUUUGCAAAAUGUUUAAUGUAAAAGAUGUGGUGGAAAGUAUUUGAAGUUAGUUUAAAUCCCAUUUACUGUACACCAUUGUGAGAUGAUUUGGAGUUUGGAAAAUUUACAAAGUAGCAUAAAAAUAAAUGAGAUUUUAUUCUUUA